ACGACCCAUCACGUCCCGGCACGAAACCAACACUCAUGUCUUUUCACUUCAAAGAUUUCAUUAGAGGGAUAUGGCGGCGAGAGCAAUUCUGCUGCUGCCUACCUGUGCGCUUCGGCGUCAUCUGCAUGUCCACAGUCGGUAUAGCAAUUACCGGGGUGCUGACCAUUGCGCUAUGGCACGAGGUCGCGAGUAACAUGAUGACCGCACAUGCCAAUAGCGUCCUCAUUGUCGCUGGCGUAGUAGAAACCCUGCUAUGUCUUGCUUCUAUCCUGGGGCUCGCAGGUGCAAUAGCUCGGAAACAGCUCUUCAUAGCGAUGUACACAUACUUCCUGUACGGCCACUUCCUCUUGAACGUCGGCGUGGCGGGCUACCUGUUCUGGAUGAUCACGCACGCGGAGCAAAGUGACGUGGUGAAAGCAUGUAAAGAGGCGAUCACAAACAGCCAGGCGCAAGCUCAAUGUACUGGCUUGCUCGAGAUCACGAAGACGAUCUUUCUCGUCGUUGGUUUUACCGUUCUUUUUACCGAGUUAUAUGGCGCUUUGAUUGCGACUCGCUACUUACUUCAGCUGAAGGGACAGAAACGUGAGAUGCGCAAUUCCCGGAUGUUGGCCAGGCGAAGCCGUCAGAGCGGCUAUGCAAGCCUUGCCAGCCUCGACUCCGGCUCCAGCCCAUAUAAUAAAGAAUUCAACCCCUACGCCACCUACGAGGGCAAUGCGAGCUCCUCGCUCAGCACGAGAUACGUGGAGCUGUCCGACGAGACCAAGGUGCCCCCAGCUUAUGCUGACGAAGAGGCAGGAUACGGGGGCGGAAGGUGGAGUCACGAACAGUUGCAGCAGUACGAGAAGAGCGCCUCUCCGGACCUCCCUGAGCCUGCGGUGCCUUCGUCUGAUCCAAGGGGACAACCGACGAUUGCUGCUCCCGUAGCUCGUCCUGCGACAACUUUCUCACCUGAAGCGCUAUACUAUUCCACCGCUCAAAGCCCGGAUCACACUCAGAGCACGAAGAGCAGCCACGGGUCCAGAGUAUCCUUCCUUCCUUCGCCGCCCGGCUCUCGUCACACCCCGACCGGGUCAUAAAUUCAGGACGACUAUGCUGGACGCGCUUUAGGCUUCUUUCUCAUCAUAGAUGUAUCCGGUACUGGCGCUUCGCUCUUCUUGUAAUAUGGGACCUUGCCAUGGACUUCAUUCAUAAGUUGGCGCGUUAGCCAUUA
Gloeophyllum trabeum ATCC 11539 is the source of this 1210-nucleotide messenger RNA. RefSeq lists its product as uncharacterized. Bases 36 to 1076 code for a protein of 346 amino acids. The record is from RefSeq and is a predicted model, not a curated record. NCBI's taxonomy places the organism in Eukaryota, Fungi, Basidiomycota, Agaricomycetes, Gloeophyllales, Gloeophyllaceae. The transcript has 4 exons.